CUGGACAGGGCUUGGAGCAACCUGGGAGAGUGGAAGGUGUCCCUGCCCAUGGCAGGGCUGGCACUGGGUGGUCAUUAAAGUCCCUUCCACCCAGACCAUUCCACGUCUCUAUGACUCUGUGUUGCCCCUCCCUGCCAUGCCCAGCACUCAGAACUGUUCCCUCUGUGACAGCAGCCCUGGCUGGGGCACUGUGAGCACCACAAAGGCUGUGGGUGCUGUGGCGGUAGCCGUGCUAUAGGUGACACCUCGGUUCUGGCUCUGCCACCUGUGCUGGCACCAAUGGCUCUUCUGUGGCUGCUCGUCCUGCUGGCCCUGGCCAGGCCUGUGUGGGGCAGCUGGGACACCUGCAGAGGGACCUGCGGGCUCCGGCCCUUGGCCUCUGACCACAGCUCUGCAGUUCUCGACUACGACUCCAUGACUUCUGCUGCUGACAUGUCCCGUGUUGUGGGUGGCACCGGUGUCCAGCCAGGGGCCUGGCCCGGCAUCGUCAGCAUCCAGGCCACCUGGGAGAACGGCACGUGGCACAUGUGCUCGGGUGUCCUCCUCAGCUCCCAGUGGGUGCUCACGGUCGCACACUGCUUCGCCAGGGCCGGGGGCAUCUCCAUGUGGAAGGUGGUGAUGGGGGCCUCAGAUCUGACUCAGAUGGGCCCUGAGGCUGAGGUGAGACACAUCCAGAGGCUCCUGGUGCACCAGCACUACGUGGCUGCCACGGCCAGGAACGACAUCGCCCUGCUGGAGCUGGACCAGCCCGUGGAGUGCAGCGACUACAUCCAGCUGGGCUGCGUGCCCGACGCCUCGCUCAGGGUGUCGGAGCUGAAAUCCUGCUACAUCGCCGGCUGGAACUUUGCCAGAGCUCAAGGAACAGGCAUGGUGCUGCAGGAGUCCAAGGUCCACCUCAUGGACACGGAGCUCUGCAACAGCAGCCCAUGGUAUGCAGGGGCUGUUCAUGCUGACAACCUGUGUGCUGGGUACCCACAGGGUGGUAUUGACACCUGCCAGGGGGACAGCGGGAGUCCCCUCGUCUGCAAGGACAAUGAAGCUGACUACUACUGGCUUGUGGGAUUGAACAGCUGGGGAAGAGGCUGUGACAGAGCCAGGCACCCUGGGAUCUACACCUCCACUCAGCACUUCUACAACUGGAUCCUGCUCCAGACGGGCCUGAGCCCAGCAGAAAGAGCUGGUCCAGCACCAGAGCCAGUCAUCACCUCGGCCCCUGAGGAGGAGCCUGAGGAACAUAUCAGCUUGAACCCUGAGUACAGCCAGAGACCAGCAGUGACAUCCUCAGGCACGUCACUGUCCAUGGCAUUCCCCCACCAGAUCCUGAUGCAAUUCCGGAAUCUGCUGCAGGAAUUCCUACAGUUUCAGAAGGACAAAACAGCCUGAGCAGCAGCGGGAUGAGCAGGAUCCAGGGCUACAGUGGAUCAUGGCAGUUCCUGCUGGGCCAAAGGUAGCCUUGGGGCCAGAGGCUUCUCUGUCCUGCCCACGCUGCUGCACUGUGGCCACAGCAAUGCUGUCGUGACCAAGGUGUUGAAGUAAAGCUUCUAUGUUCACCAUUAA
Molecule: messenger RNA, 1557 nt
Organism: Vidua chalybeata
Lineage: Eukaryota; Metazoa; Chordata; Aves; Passeriformes; Viduidae
Product: acrosin-like
Exons: 5
Coding region: 280-1383 (367 amino acids)
Biological process (GO): proteolysis; acrosome reaction
Molecular function (GO): serine-type endopeptidase activity
Source: RefSeq, a predicted model, not a curated record